AUGACGGACGAUUCUGAAUACGAGUUCUUCCAGUCGCCUCGUCAGGACCCUCCCGAGACUUCGUCGAACGGCAGCGUCCAAGACGACCACGAGCUCAGGGGGACGUCUUCGGGAGCAGCUGCCUCUUCCUUCGACGGAAAUGGUUCGCUCUCGGCCAGACUGCUGUGUUACAUGUCGGCCAGAACCUUCAACGAAACGGGCGCCCGGGAGUCGUCCUCAUCUCUUCGGUGCAGGCUGACGUGGGACGGCCUGUCGUGCUGGCCCUCGACGCCGGCGUCCUCCGUAGCGGUUCUGCCCUGCUUCGCAUCCUUCAACGACCUGCUCUACGACACCUCCCAGAAUGCGACGCGGCACUGCUGGUCCAACGGCACCUGGGCCGAGAGGUCCGACUACUCCAACUGCCGACCUCUCCUCGAAGGCGUCAGGGAAUCCGAGACGCACCUGGACGAGACAACGCUGUACUACAUCGGUUACGGCCUCUCGUUGUUUGCUCUUUCCGUCGCUCUAUGGAUAUUUCUUUACUACAAAGAUCUGCGGUGCCUGCGAAACACCAUUCACAUUAACCUGAUGAUAACCUAUUUUCUCAUCUCGCUCACCUGGAUUGUCACCGCCACGCUCCAGUCAGUUCCGUCAUCCGGCUUCCACAGGGCGGCCUGUUUCCUGUACAUCGUGCUCACCUACCUGAUGGGCACCAACUUUUUCUGGAUGUUCGUCGAGGGCCUUUACCUCUACAUUCUGGUCGUCAAGACCUUCUCCGUAGAAGUGUUUCGCCUGUACAUCUGCCUCUUUAUCGGCUGGGGACUCCCGGCGAUAAUCAUCUGCACCUGGGCGACCACCAAGGUUUACCUGAGCCCCAACCACAAUGACCCGAACCUCUCCAAUGGGAUGUGCGUCUGGCAGCUCAGAGAUCUCUACGACUGCAUUUUCAUCGUGCCAGUUAUUCUCGUUCUCCUGACCAACAUGUUUUUCCUGGCUGAAAUUAUGUGGGUUCUCAUCACUAAACUCAGGGCUGCUACGACGGUGGAGUCUCAACAGUACAGGAAAGCGGCCAAGGCUUUGCUAGUGUUGAUACCCCUGCUCGGGGUAACCUACAUCCUGGUAAUCUGGACGCCCCGCCACAAGACAGCGAAAGUCAUCUUCACCUACCUGCAGGCCACGCUACUCUCCACGCAGGGUUUUACGGUCGCUGUGCUUUACUGCUUUCUAAAUGGAGAGGUACGCAAGGCCAUCCGCCACCACCUGGAGCGUUGGAAGACGAUGAGGGCCCUGCGGAGGGGCGACAACAGCCGCCAGUCGAGCACGUACAAGUUCGGGGACGCCCGGACACCGUCGUCGGCCAAGCGGGGCAGCAGCGUCAGCUUCAGCACCACCACCACCUGCGUGGGCAACAACCGCUCCCACUCCUCCUGGAAGAGGCACAGCAACGCCUCGUCGGGACAGCCCGUCUUCAAGGACGACCUGGUCUAG
Messenger RNA from Ixodes scapularis (black-legged tick), 1467 nucleotides. RefSeq names its product diuretic hormone receptor. Gene Ontology annotation, cellular component: plasma membrane. Gene Ontology annotation, biological process: cell surface receptor signaling pathway; adenylate cyclase-modulating G protein-coupled receptor signaling pathway. Gene Ontology annotation, molecular function: peptide hormone binding; diuretic hormone receptor activity; G protein-coupled peptide receptor activity. Bases 1 to 1467 code for a protein of 488 amino acids. The record is from RefSeq and is a predicted model, not a curated record. The transcript is spliced from 12 exons. NCBI's taxonomy places the organism in Eukaryota, Metazoa, Arthropoda, Arachnida, Ixodida, Ixodidae.